Messenger RNA from Candoia aspera, 564 nucleotides. RefSeq lists its product as uncharacterized. NCBI's taxonomy places the organism in Eukaryota, Metazoa, Chordata, Lepidosauria, Squamata, Candoiidae. The transcript has 2 exons. The annotation marks the transcript as partial. The record is from RefSeq and is a predicted model, not a curated record.
CCAUCCCCAUCCCCAUCCUCAUCCCCAUCCCCAUCCUCAUCCUCAUCCACUUCCUCAUCCUCAUCCUCCUAAUCCUCAUCCCCAUCCCCAUCCUCAUCCUCAUCCACAUCCCCUUCCUCCCCAUCCUCAUCCCCACCCUCAUCCUCAUCCCCAUCGUCCUCAUCGUCCUCAUCAUCCUCAUCCUCAUCCUCCUCAUCCUCAUCCACUUCCUCAUCCUCAUUCACUUUCUCAUCCUCUUCAUCCCCAUCCUCCACAUCCCCAUCCUCCUCAUCCACAUCCCCAUCCCCAUCCUCAUCCUUAUCCACUUCCUCAUCCUCUUCAUCCCCAUCCUCCACAUCCCCAUCCUCCACAUCCCCAUCCUCCACAUCCACAUCCACAUCCCCAUCCCCAUCCUCAUCCUCAUCCACUUCCUCAUCCUCUUCAUCCCCAUCCUCCUCAUCCUCAUCCUUAUCCUUAUCCCCAUCGUCGUCAUCGUCAUCCUCCUCAUCCUCAUCCACUUCCUCAUCCUCAUCCCCAUCCUCCUCCUCCUCCUCCUCAUCCACUUCUUCAUCCUCAUCCUCCUAA